AUGGAUCGCAAUAAUAUAAUUGAGUGCGGUGGUUUUUAUUUUAUACACAAUUUUGAUUCGGGAAACCUAGGACAUGUUGAACGAGUACCUACUGAGUUUAUUGCGCCAGCUGUAAAUCCUAAGACUAAUAUAGCAGAAACUCCUGACUAUGAGUUCAAUUUGUGGACAAGGCCUGACUGUGCUGGUACCGAGUUUGAAAAUGGAAACCGUACCUGGUUUUAUUUUGGUGUACAAGCUAGUGAACCUAAUAUGCAGGUGCGACUUAACUUAAUUAACUUAAAUAAACAAGGUAAAAUGUAUAAUCAAGGUAUGGCACCUGUUACUAGGACAUUGCCAGGUAAACCUCACUGGGAGAGAAUAAGAGAUCGUCCUGUACAUUCUACGGAUGACAACACAUUUACUCUGAGUUUUAGAUAUAGGACCUCAGAAAAUACAAAAGCAACAACAUUCUUUGCUUUCACAUAUCCAUAUUCAUUUGCAGAGCUACAAAUAGCUCUUAACUCUAUUGACUUGAAAAUGUUGCCUCUUCCUUCUCCACAAUCACCUGAUGAAAUCUAUUAUUGUAGGGAGUGUUUGAUUUAUUCAUUAGAAGGGAGGCGUGUGGAUUUAUUAACAAUCACAUCACAUCAUGGUAUCACAACUGAAAGAGAAGAUAGACUAAAAAACCUGUUUCCAGAAAAUCAAGAGAGACCGUUUAAGUUCCAAAAUAAAAAGGUAAUAUUCAUAUCAGCGCGAGUGCACCCGGGAGAGACACCGUCCAGUUUCGUAUUCAACGGCUUUCUCAAUCUCCUGCUCACGAGGAACGAUCCAAUCGCCAUACAGUUGCGGAAGUUGUACGUGUUUAAGAUGAUACCCUUCCUCAACCCGGACGGGGUCGCUCGCGGACACUACAGGACAGACACAAGGGGUGUUAAUCUGAAUAGAGUGUAUUUGAACCCGUCUCUACUGUAUCAUCCAACUGUAUAUGCUUCGAGAGCUCUUAUUAGAUAUUACCAUUUUGGAUAUGAAAAAGAAGAAGAUAUCUGCGAAGAGGGCAAGAGCCUCACUUCACGAAGUAUCCCGAAUAUUAGUGAGAGUUCUGAGAUAGUUGAAACCAAAAAAAAGAAAGGGCUUCGUUCCCCCUCGUACAAAGGCGAGUCCUACAAACGGGAUAAGGCCAAAACAAACAAGUCCUCUGCAGUCUUCAAACAAGUCUCAGUAGAAAGUUCCAGAGAAAAGACACAAUUGCAAACAUUGAGUGGAGAUGCAGCCAAUUUGGCUGAACAGGUAUACGAUAUGAAGUUACAAGAGAUGCCAUCACAAACUAGCGAUUUAUCGUCAAACCUGUCCACCAAUAUAGAGGAUAGCUCCCUCCUCAACGAGACCGCCCUGAAGGCCUGUCUAGGCUCCAACGUACAUUUAGCUUCCAGCGAGGAUCUGAACAUACAUGGAACUAAUCCAUUGAAACCUUUAAGAGAUACGCUGAAAAACAGUAUUAGUUUGCUAAAGGAGUCUACUUCGGUUGCUGACGAGGCGGCGCGCGUGCGCACGGGGUGGUGCGGCGAGUGCGCGCGCGCGGCGGCGGCGCUGGAGCGCAGCGCGCCCGGCCUCGCGCGCCGCCUGCCCGGCUACUGCGCCGCGCGCCUCCCGGACUCGAGUACGUGUCACAGCAUAGAAGAGUACAGAGAACAACAAAGACAACAGAUAGACGAUCAGGAACGAAAACUUCACGAGACAGAGCUCGCUGAAAGUGCAGAGAAUAUUUACUUCUGCACGAAUUGUUUCAAAAGAUACGUUAUGUGUGAAGAUAAUGACAGUAAUGCGGGCGCCGGCGCGCAGGCGGGCGUGUCGGCCGACAGCGGCGACGCGCCGCGCUCGCCGCCCGCGCCGCCGCCUGUCAUACAACCGCCAGUAGUCAAAGAAGAAAAUCCCAAGUCAGCGCCGAGCAAGGUGAAGAAAAAGGCCGCAACCGCGCCCACCGCGAGGGAGGACGACUCCGGACUCUACUUGUACAUAGACUUACACGGACACGCCUCUAAGAAAGGCAUCUUCAUGUACGGCAACCACUUCGAGGACCUGGAGAGCUGCGUGGAGUGCAUGCUGCUGCCGCGCAUCAUGUCGCUCAACAAUCUACACUUUCACUUCUCCUCGUGUAAUUUCACCGAGAGGAACAUGUAUCUCAAGGACCGGCGCGACGGCAUGUCGCGCGAGGGCUCCGGGCGCGUGGCGGUGCUGAAGGCCACGGGGCUGGUGCGCUCCUACACGCUGGAGUGCAACUACAACACGGGCCGCCUCGUCAACGUGCUGCCGCCCGCCGCGCGCGACCCCCCCGCGCCCGCCGCGCCCCCCGCCGCGCCCCCCGCCGCGCCCCCCGCCGCGCCCCCCGCGCCGCACGACGCGCCGCCGCCCAAGUACACGCCGCACAUAUUCGAAGAGGUGGGGCGGUCGCUGGGCGCGUCCAUCCUCGACCUGACGGGGCAGCACCCCAACUCGCGCGUGCCCUGCUCCGAGCACCGCACCCUGUCCGCCGUGCGCGACUGGCUGCGCGCGCACACGCGCGCCGCGCGCCCGCAGUUGACAAUGUCACGGCUGAGGCCCAAGACGUCGUCCCCCACGCGCAUGCCGCUGUACGCGCGCUCUAAGGCCAAAGUAACGGACGAGCGCAAAGAGAACGCGUAUGUUGGAGCAAAAACCGAUGAGAAGAAACGUAUCCCACCUCUCCUGCCGCAGCGCUCCGGACACGACAUUAUCAACAUGAACAUGAAGUUUGCUAAGAAAAACGAGCCAGUCAAAACGUCUUCCCGAACUAGGUACUUGGCAGAAAAUGAGCCCAAGCCGAAAACUCUGUCCACCAAACGAAGGAACAUACUAGCGAUCCGCAAACCGAACACCAGCAAAACGCAGGUGAGUGGUAUCGUCAAGGCAAAAGUGAGUCGUCGCGCGGCCGACGACGGUGAGAACGCGCGCACCUCCAUAUCGUCCAAGCUGAGCAAGCGCAGCUACUCGCGGUCGCUGCGCGCGGGCGCGGCGGGCGCGGGCCGCGCCUCCUCCUCCUCCGAGGAGCUGGGCGCGUGGGAGGAGGCGGGCGGCGCGCCCGACCCCGUCGCCGCCAAGCGCAGGCCCUUCCCCAACCCCGCGCCCUCGCACCUCAAGAAGAUCCGCUUAAAGACGGCCUUG
Brenthis ino (lesser marbled fritillary) is the source of this 3156-nucleotide messenger RNA. The record is from the annotation of a GenBank genome assembly. Lineage: Eukaryota; Metazoa; Arthropoda; Insecta; Lepidoptera; Nymphalidae.